UAAUAUAUUCAAGAUGGGGACCCAAGUUUUGUAUCUCAAACGACAAACAUCGCAAAAAAGUUCAUUUUAGGAGUGUUUUAAGAUCAUUUACGAAUUACAACAUCAGAUAAGAAAGUUUUUUCUGCAACAAUUCAUCAAUCUAAAGCUAUGGAAAACACAAAGGACACUAAUGGUAUAGUUUGGGAGAGUUCAAUUAUGGUUAAACAGGAAUUGAGUGACGGAAUCAUAACAUUUAUGGACAUGAAAUCAGAUGAAACAUCAGCUAUUUCAAGUUCAGAAGGAGUACAAACAAAUAUAUCAACACUCUUUUCAAAUUCUGAAGAUAUAAAGCAAAAUGUAUCAACACAAUUUUCAACUGUUAAAGACAAAUACUUGGAGGAAACAAGGCCAUUUUUAGCUUUAGAAGAUAAAAAUCUUGAUAAAACAAAGCCUUUGUUUAAUUUAGAAGAGAUGAAACAAGAUAACCCAACAUUAUUUUCAUCUUCUGAAGACAUGAAACCAAAUCUAUCAACAGCAUUUUCAAUUUUUGAAGAUAAGAAACCUGAGAUAUUAACAAUUUCAUCUUUGGAGAGUGAACAACAAAAUGGUUUCAAAGCACAGCAACAACUUUCUUCCCCACCAGAUUCAACUGAUUUUAAAGAAAAUUUCGCAGUUCUGAAAUCAGAUCUUCAAAAUGAAUUAAAAGAACUCAAGUUAUUACAUACAAAAUUGAUUGAUAAUCUCCCAAAAGAAUAUCUGAUUAGCAAUAAGGGACUGAAGACAUACAAGUGUGAUAUGUGUUGUCAAAGAUUUUUCCAUUUUGAUCAUGUUAAACAACACAUAAACAUUCACACAAGGGUGAAUCCAUAUGGUCAUGAUUUUCGUCAGCAAGAAGUUGUUAUGAUCAGUCAGGGUGAACAGAUUAAAAAAACAAACCUAGAACAGGUAUACAAUAAGUCUAGUUUGUCUAAAAAGUUCACUACAGAGUCUAGUUUAUCCACACACACAAAUAUUCAUUCUGGAAUUAAGCCAUAUGAAUGCUAUGUUUGUCAUAAAAAGUUUGCAAAGAAGAGAAAUUUAUCUAGACAUAAAAUAACUAUCCAUUCUAGUCUCAAGCCACAUGAAUGCGAUGUUUGUCAUAAAAGUUUUGCCCUUAUUUCUAAUUUAUCUAGACAUAAAAAUAUUCAUUUACAUAAGAGACCAUAUGAAUGUGAUGUGUGUCUCAAAAAAUUUAAUCAUGAAGAUCAAUUAUCUAGACAUAAAAAUAUUCAUUUACCACAGAGACCAUAUGAAUGUGAUGUGUGUCACAAAAAAUUUAAUCAAAAAAGUAAUUUAUCUAGACAUAAAAAUAUUCAUUUACCAGAGAGACUAUAUGAAUGUGAUGUGUGUCAUAAAAAAUUUAAUUGUAAAGAUAAUUUAUCUACACAUAAAAAUGUUCAUUUACCAGAGAGACCAUAUGAAUGUUAUGUGUGUCACAAAAAAUUUAAUCUAAAAAGUCAUUUAUCUACACAUAAAAAUAUACAUUUACCAGAGAGACCAUAUGAAUGUUAUGUGUGUCAUAAAAAAUUUAAUUAUAAAGGUGAUUUAUCAGAGCAUAAAAAUAUUCAUUUACCAGAUAGACCAUAUGAAUGUGAUGUGUGUCACAAAAAAUUUAAUCAAAAAAGUAAUUUAUCUACACAUAAAAAUAUUCAUUUACCAGAGAGACCAUAUGAAUGUGAUGUGUGUCAUAAAAAAUUUAAUCGUAAAGGUCAUUUAUCUACACAUAAAAAUAUUCAUUUACCAGAGAGACCAUAUGAAUGUGAUGUGUGUCACAAAAAAUUUAAUUUUAAAGAUAGUUUAUCUAAGCAUAAAAAUAUUCAUUUACCAGAGAGACCAUAUGAAUUUGAUGUGUGUCACAAAAAAUUUAAUUUUAAAGAUAGUUUAUCUAAGCAUAAAAAUAUUCAUUUACCAGAGAGACCAUAUGAAUUUGACAUUUAUCACAAACGUUUCCUCUAAAUCUAGUUUAUCUAUGCACACAAAUUUUUACUCAGGACUUGAAUGUGUUGUUGGUCAUUAAAUUCUCUUUCACAAAGAUCUUUAAUUAUCUAUACGAGCCGACCCGCGGCGUAUCAUACGCCGCUAUUUAGUUGAUUUAUUUUCUACUUUCAGUAAUUCAUAAUUUGUGAAUUCGACAGUACCAAUGCUGCCACUGAAAAUAUUUGCUUUAAAACACUAACCCCCCUCCUUUCC
Messenger RNA from Physella acuta, 2208 nucleotides. Its product is annotated as zinc finger protein 883-like. Lineage: Eukaryota; Metazoa; Mollusca; Gastropoda; Physidae. Gene Ontology annotation, molecular function: DNA-binding transcription factor activity, RNA polymerase II-specific; RNA polymerase II cis-regulatory region sequence-specific DNA binding. The record is from RefSeq and is a predicted model, not a curated record. Gene Ontology annotation, biological process: regulation of DNA-templated transcription.